Messenger RNA from Chaetomium fimeti, 3089 nucleotides. RefSeq names its product coatomer WD associated region-domain-containing protein. The coding region runs from base 292 to 2841 and encodes 849 amino acids. The transcript is spliced from 10 exons. Gene Ontology annotation, biological process: intracellular protein transport; intra-Golgi vesicle-mediated transport; endoplasmic reticulum to Golgi vesicle-mediated transport. The record is from RefSeq and is a predicted model, not a curated record. Gene Ontology annotation, cellular component: COPI vesicle coat. NCBI's taxonomy places the organism in Eukaryota, Fungi, Ascomycota, Sordariomycetes, Sordariales, Chaetomiaceae. Gene Ontology annotation, molecular function: protein binding; structural molecule activity.
GGCGAAAUUGAGGAAGCGUCCAGACCUCAACGCUACGAUACGUGGCUGGCACCUUGAUAUUUACCGACUGCCUUGCCCACUGCGAUUAUCGAGUCGCAGCGUCUUCACACCUUCUCCUGGGACACUUUUUCCACAGUCCCGGCGCCAGACGAACCUCCUCCAUCGACGAUCCAUUACCGUUCGCUGCCCCUUUCCACAAGUCGACUCGGUUGUUCUCCUCGUCAACCACCCCGCCAAAGCUACCCGAGCUCGACAACCGCAUCCUAAAAUCCACGUUUGGUGUCGCCCAAAAUGAGGCUCGAUGUGAAGCGUCAGCUCUUUGCUCGCUCCGAGCGAGUCAAGGGCAUCGACUUCCACCCGACAGAGCCGUGGAUCCUCACAACUCUCUACAGCGGCCACGUCUACAUUUGGUCAUACGAAACGCAGCAAGUUGUCAAGACAUUCGAGCUCACUGAUGUCCCUGUCCGUGCCGGUCGCUUCAUUGCGCGCAAGAACUGGAUUGUCUGCGGGUCGGAUGAUUUCCAAAUCCGGGUCUACAAUUAUAACACCAGCGAGAAGAUCGCUUCGUUCGAGGCCCAUCCCGAUUACAUCCGCGCCAUCGUGGUUCACCCGACACAACCCUUCGUCCUCACCGCUAGCGAUGACAUGACCAUUAAGCUGUGGGAUUGGGAGAAGGGGUGGAAGAAUGUUCGGGUAUUCGAGGGCAACUCGCACUACGUCAUGUCGCUCGCGAUCAACCCCAAGGACACCAACACAUUCGCCUCGGCCUGCUUGGACAGGACUGUGAAGAUCUGGAGCUUGGGAUCUUCGACACCCAACUUCCAAUUGGAAGCGCAUGAAACCAAGGGUGUCAACCAUGUGGACUACUACCCCCACAGCGAUAAGCCCUACCUGCUCACCACCUCAGACGACCGCACAGUAAAGGUGUGGGACUACACAACCAAGAGCUUAAUCGCGACACUAGAAGGCCAUACCAACAACGUCUCCUUCGCGUGCUAUCACCCUGAGCUGCCGAUCAUCAUCUCCGGUUCGGAAGAUGGGACCGUGAGGAUAUGGAACGCCAACACAUAUCGCUUUGAGCAGUCGUUGAACUACGGCCUAGAACGGGCGUGGUGCGUGGCAUACCAGAAGGGCAAGCAGGGCGUUGCGGUGGGCUUCGACGAUGGUUCGGUGGUCAUCAAGCUGGGUCGCGAGGAACCUGCGGUGUCGAUGGACGGCUCCGGAAAGAUCAUUUGGGCCCGGCACAACGAGGUGGUCUCGGCCGUGAUUAAAGGCGGCGAGUCGACCAAGGAUAACGAGCCGAUCAACCUCAGCACAAAGGAGCUGGGUAACGCAGAGGUUUACCCCCAGGGCCUCAUCCACUCCCCGAACGGGCGGUUUGCGGCCAUCUGCGGCGACGGGGAGUACAUCAUCUACACAGCCCUGGCUUGGCGCAACAAGGCCUUCGGCCAGGCGCUCGAUUUCGUCUGGGCGUCCAAGGACAACUCGAACGACUUCGCGAUCCGCGAGUCGGCCACCAGCAUCAAGGUGUUCAAGAACUUCCAGGAAAAGAAGGGGGGCCUCGAUGUUCCAUUUGCGGCCGACGGGCUCACGGGCGGCGUACUGUUGGGUGUCAAGGGGCAAGGGGGUAUCUCCUUCUACGACUGGGCCACAGGGGGCCUCGUACGGCGCAUCGAGGUGGAGCCUAAGCAGGUCUACUGGAGCGAGAGCGGCGAGUUGGUGGCUCUCGCUUGUGAGGACACCACCUACGUCUUGAGGUUCUCGAGGGAUAACUACAACGAGGCGCUCCAGGCUGAUCAAAUUGAGGACGACGGCGUCGAGGCCGCCUUCGACGUGGUCACCGACAUUAGUGAGAGCAUUCGGUCUGCGGAAUGGCUUGGAGACGUGCUAAUCUACACCAAUGGGACCAACCGGUUGAACUACCUGGUCGGCGACCAAACCUACACGGUCGCGCACUUUGACAAGCCCAUGUACAUCCUCGGCUACCUGCAGCGCGACAGCCGGGUGUACCUCACCGACAAGGACCUGUCUGUCACGUCGUUUGCCCUCUCGCUUCCGGUCCUGGAGUACCAGACAUUGGUCCUCCGCGAGGAUAUGGACACGGCCGCCGAGCUCCUCCCUAGCAUCCCGCAGGACCAGCUCAACAAAAUCGCCCGGUUCCUCGAGGGCCAGGGCCACAAGGAGCUCGCGCUGGAGGUUGCCACCGACACGGAGCACAAAUUCGACCUCGCCCUGUCGCUGAACCAGCUGGAUGUCGCCCUGGAGCUGGCACGCCAAGCCGACGCGGACCACAAGUGGAAGACAUUGGGUGAUGCGGGCCUCGCUGCUUGGGACGUGCCGCUCGCGACUGAGUGCUUCGUCAACGCCAAGGACCUCGGCUCGCUCCUGCUGGUUUACACGUCUACGAACGACCGCGCCGGGCUCGCCAAGCUCGCGGAGCAGGCGUCGCAGGCGGGCGCGCACAACGUCGCCUUCAGCUGCAAGUGGUCCCUGGGCGACGUCCAGGGCUGCAUCGACGUGCUUGUCGGCACCGGCCGGCUCGCCGAGGCCGUCCUGUUCUCCCAGACCUACCAACCGAGCCUGACGGCCGGGCUUGUCACGCAGUGGAAGGAGGGCCUGGAGAAGAACAAGAAGGGGCGCGUCGCCAAGGCGCUGGGUAUGCCCGGCGAGGAUGAGGAGCUGUUCCCGGAGUGGGACGAGUGGCUCAGGCUGGAGAAGGGAGGCCCCGCCCCCGCUGCCGUUGCUAAGAAGGCUGAUGAUGAGGAAGAAGAGGAGGAAGAAUCGGAGGAGGAGGAAGAUGAUGACGAGGAGGAGGAGAGCAGCGAGGAGGAGGUUGAGUAGUGCCCCGGUUGCUGUAUGCUUCCGCGCAACAUGCAGAACGGAGGGUACGGGCGGGGGUUAGUUACUGGCGUCUAAGGAGGUUGUCAUGUUUGGGAGAGAGCAGCGACAAAAAGCUCUGUUCUGUUUAGCAGAAAUGAUUACUAUGUUGAGUAUGAUCAUGGCUUGUUUCAUUGGGAUCACAAGCCACCACCACCGCCAUAGGUGAGCUCGUCACAUCACACAUCAACAUUUGUUGCUUUUCGGUUUGC